AUGGCGAAUCAGACCGUCGAGACCGCCCCCGAGAGCCCUAUCGAGAACGUUCUCGCUCGCGAUCUCCAGAUCGAGAGCGCAGUCAAAGGGGGAGAGACUACGAGAGAGAAACGGAGCGUGAUCGGCCGAGAGACGUCGAAGUUUCGAGACCUCCGACCGGGCCCCGCGAUCCUCGUCCACCGAACCGAUCUUUCUCUUCCCCUCUGCACAGCAAGUCAAGCAACUCAACAGAUCCACGCCCCGAACGUGGCCUAG
Molecule: messenger RNA, 255 nt
Organism: Colletotrichum higginsianum IMI 349063
Lineage: Eukaryota; Fungi; Ascomycota; Sordariomycetes; Glomerellales; Glomerellaceae
Exons: 1
Coding region: 1-255 (84 amino acids)
Source: RefSeq, a predicted model, not a curated record